AUGGCAGCCCUUCGAAACGAGCAGGAGAAACCUUCACUUGCCAUUUGGGUCAAAGACGCUCUAGUGGAACUCCAUAACAGUGGAGAGAUUGUUCUCCCGGCAGAUAUUGAUGCGCUGGAGGCUUCCGCUGUGAAACUAGGAUUUCAAUGGGCACCCCAUGCCGAACAGGGCGAAGGGGCCACGGUCAUCAAUGAUGCCUUUUAA
Molecule: messenger RNA, 204 nt
Organism: Ustilaginoidea virens
Lineage: Eukaryota; Fungi; Ascomycota; Sordariomycetes; Hypocreales; Clavicipitaceae
Exons: 2
Coding region: 1-204 (67 amino acids)
Source: RefSeq, a predicted model, not a curated record